AUGUAUCAAUUACGCAAUACUUCACUUCCCAAUGAUACCGACAUCCUCGAUCCAACCUCGAUGACAACAGACCAGAUCUAUUUCGAGAACUAUCUAGCCUUCUGUUCAAUGUUUCCUCUCACUAUCACAAAUAUAUUGAAUCUUGCUCUCCAAAAAUGGUUUUCCGCCUUUAAGCGGUUUGGUUUCGGAAGUGGCGUAAUGUUUUUGGUUUUCACACUGACAGUUGCUUUGACAAAACUGGAUUUGGAUGCGAAAUUGUUUCUCGGAAUUACCCUGAUUUCCGUUAUCUUUAUGAAUGUUGGCUGCGCUCUUACCCAAGGAAGUCUAUUAGGUGUGGCCAGUAGCCUGCCCUCCAGCAAUAUACGGGCUCUUCUUGAAGGUCAGGCUUUUGCAGGCAUAUCAGCCGCUUUGGCUAAUAUAAUCGUCCUCAGUCUGGCCCCAAGCCCUACUGAUUGCGGUUUGGCUUUUUUCUCCAUCGCUCUGGGAUUUAUAUUGCUUUCGAUUGUUCUAUGGCUUCAGUUGUCACACAAUGCCUACUUCAUGUACUACUGGAGGCGAAAAGACGUAAAACGUGAAGAAGAUCCCCUCAGGUCCACGUUUGUGACAGAAGGCGCUGGUGACAGUGAGGACUAUCGGAUCGCCUCAGAGUCUGGCGACGCCGACACCGCCGCUCCAUUGCUCGGUUCGGAGUCUUCUAAUGAGUCGCCAACCUCCAAUCUGAUGACGGUUAUGCGCGAAGUGCUCUUCCCCGGCACCUUCGCUGGUGACCCCACCAGCCCCUUCUUUAUGGAAAACGACGUCAACGGGUGUCAUUAUCUCAUCGGGGGCUGUUGUGGCGCCUUUGAGUUUUCAAGAAGGUGCAUUGGGGAAUGUGGCUGUGUUCGGGAUCCUCGCAACUGCACAGGCGAUCGGCCCCUAAGUGCCCCCCUCCACGUUCUGUAUACCGUUUCCGGCACCUACUUCAUUCCGGUUGGCGUUUUCCUCACCUUCAACGUCUGCGACUACAUCGGCCGUGGUCUGGGUGGCCUGCUGAAAUGGGUAAUUCCUUUUUACUGUUCUAUGCUUUGUAACAUCUGUUUCUUUCACUUCCUUGGCUAA
Molecule: messenger RNA, 1098 nt
Organism: Dibothriocephalus latus
Lineage: Eukaryota; Metazoa; Platyhelminthes; Cestoda; Diphyllobothriidea; Diphyllobothriidae
Source: the annotation of a GenBank genome assembly